This is a messenger RNA of Ahaetulla prasina, 5369 nucleotides long. RefSeq names its product phosphatidylinositol specific phospholipase C X domain containing 2 (gene PLCXD2). Gene Ontology annotation, biological process: lipid metabolic process. Gene Ontology annotation, molecular function: phosphoric diester hydrolase activity. The transcript is spliced from 5 exons. The record is from RefSeq and is a predicted model, not a curated record. Lineage: Eukaryota; Metazoa; Chordata; Lepidosauria; Squamata; Colubridae. The coding region runs from base 532 to 1464 and encodes 310 amino acids.
CGGAAGAAAAAAGCCGACGCGUAAGCGCUCAGCCGGCUCAGUAGUCCCGUCAGGCCAAAUCGCCGUCCGCCACGGCUGUCACGAAAGCAGUGACGCCACGGCUGGACGGCCGGUUGGUGGCGCUGUCAAGCAAUCCCGGCGCCCAAGUUUGGAGAGGCCCGCCAGGACUAGGGGCCGUUUCAUGAAAGCCAGAAGGCGGCGGGAGGGGGGCGAGUCCCCCCCCCCCACGACCUGGCAGCUCUUCCCGCCGCCUGCCCCCCGCCGCGCGAGGUCGGUGUCCUCAUCAGCCUCCUUUAUCUUCGCCACAGGGAUGCAGGGGACUUUAAGCGCCGGGCAGGCGCGGCGUCCCAGGCAGAGCGAGGGCGCGGCAGUCGCUCUCCCGGUUUGGCAAGUUUCCCGGAGGGUGACAGAAGAGGAGCUUCUGCCGGUGCUUACUCCAAUGCGGUGCAGCUAGGAGAGCGAACCGGCGGGGACGGGAGAAACAGCCGCUCGGCGCAUCAGCGUUCCCGAAGCCGGAGCUGAAGGCGAGGAAUGACAACCCAACGCAGCAACGCAGACUGGAUGGGCUCCUUGCCGCCCGUCCUCAGCGCCCUGCCGCUUUCCACGCUGGCCAUCCCAGGUUCACAUGAUUCCUUCAGCUACUGGGUGGAUGAGAAAUCUCCUGUGGGACCAGAUCAAGCCAUAGCAAUUCGGCGGAUAGCUAAAAUUCCUUUGGUAAAAAAGCUAAUGAAGAAAUGGUCAGUAACACAAAAUCUGACAUUCAAGGAGCAGCUUGACAGCGGAAUACGCUAUUUUGACCUCCGUGUAUCUUCCAAACCAGGUGAAGCAGGACAGGAAAUCUACUUUAUACAUGGCUUGUUUGGAACCACAGUAUGUGAUGGACUUAUGGAGAUAAACAACUUCUUAACCCAUCACCCUAAAGAAGUAAUUUUCCUGGAUUUCAAUCAUUUCUAUGCCAUGGAUAUGAAUCAUCAUAUGUACCUUAUCAGCAAGAUUGAUGAAAUAUUUGGAUCAAAACUCUGCAAAAAAGAAUGUGUGGAAAAUGUAACACUACAAAGCCUUUGGGAAAAGCAACAGCAGGUUCUUGUUUUCUACCAUCAUUCUAUAUGUGAAACAUAUCCCAUCCUAUGGGCAGGGAAUAAAAUGCCAGCUCCCUGGGCAAACACAACUAAUGUACAUAAACUACUGCAGUUCUUGGAGACCACCCUGAAUGAGAGAACAAAACAUGGAACUUUCCAUGUUUCCCAAGCUAUUCUCACACCAAGAGUCAAAACUGUUGCACGGCACCUCAGCCGUGGCCUGAAAAACACUCUUGUUCACAGAAAUCUUCCUUUUAUUCUGAACUGGGUGAAGUUACAGAAACCAGGAGUCAUGGGAGUUAACAUCAUUACUUCAGACUUUGUGGAACAGGUAGACUUUGCAGCUACCAUCAUUGGAUUAAAUAAUCUCCUUUUAGAAGUAUGAAGACAAAAUACUUACAUUGACCUCAAUGUAUAGAGCUAAACUUGCAGGAUAGCACCUCUGCUACACAUAAGAACAUUCUGCCUGCCUCGGUGGAAAUACAGAAUGUGAUGCUGGCUAUACAACUGGAGCUCAGCGCUACAACAUAUGGAAAUUAUUAGCAGAGGCCUCUUCAUGGGCUUGCUGAAUAUGUACAUCCUGCAUGUCAUGAAACCCGGAACUCUGUCUUGAAGGAUAAUAAUAAAUUAUAAGCUUGGAUUCAUCAGGUUAGCCAACAGUUUACCUCUGUGGAUACCUUAGACAGAAAUAUGUGCUGCACUUGUUUCAUUACAACUGUACAGUGUAUAUUUUGCUACCUCGGUCAUUCUUUAGGGAAAUAUCAUUUAUAUUGUUUGGUAAAUCAUUGGUAAUUACAGUAAUGUGUAUGAAUGUUAGUUAAUUAUGUGUUUAGACCUUCAUUUUUUACUUGAACUUGCAUUUUAAUUCAUUAUUUUGGAGUAUCCUAACUGGGUACAAAGAGGAAUUAUUUUAAAUGCAACACUAUUUAUUUUGUGGAUUUUUUUAAAGUCCUAGAUUUAGAAUCACUUCUGAGAAGUAAGAGGCUAAUACCACCUAACCUUUAUCUCAUUCUGGCAUAAUUCACUUCUAGCAUAUUGGAAUUUGCACAGAAGAAUGUAAAUAGGAUAUGGCACUCCAGGGUACAACGUAUCUUCCAUUUUGUAGAAUUUAUUAAUGCAAUACUUUUUCAAAUUGUAAAACAAUAUUUAUUUAUUUAUUUAUUGUAAAAAAAAAAGUAUGCUAUCCUAUCGUAGCUGGAGAAUUUAUAGUUAUUUUCCUAAAUAUCUGUUUGGAAAUUUCUCAUAUUACAUUUAUAGUAGUUUGCGUUGUUAAUGUGCACUGAAUGUUUUAAUAAGACUUCAGUAAGAAAAGAUUUGAAACAAGUUUGCUUCAAGUUUGGAGCAAACAAGUGUUCUUCAGAAAUACCAGUUGCAUAUCGGAUGUUCUGAGUAUCCAGCCUAUUUCAGGGAUCAUUUCAGCCACUGCAAGGAUAAACAGACAAUGAAGGCAGUAUUGACAUGUCACCCUAAAAGACUGACUUAACUACCUUAGUUUUCUGCAGGGCUUGGACAUCUUUUAUUUAUUUAUUUAUUUAUUUAUUCAUUAUUUAUUUAUUCAAUGCAUAGAUGGCAUAAGACACUGCGCAAUUUACAAUUGUGAAAAACAAUCAAAACCAUACAAUAUAGAAUUGAAAGGAAGUCUGGAGAAGAAUAGCAAUCAAUUAAACAAGUAAAAGAGUCUGCAAGGGGUUAGACUCCAUUCUAAUCCAAGUCCUGGGAAUAAAGCCAGGUUUUAAAGAUUUGCCUAAGCAGGAUCAGGAUGUUUAUCAUUGUUAAAACCUGAGGAAGAAAUCAUUGGGUAAUGGGUAUCCACAAGAAAUAUCCUAAAUCAGUGUUUUUCAACCUUGGCCACUUGAAGAUGUAUGGACUUCAGCUUCCAGAAUUCCUCAGCUAGCUGCACUAUGCUAUGCUGACUUGGGAAUUCUGGGAGUUGAAGUCCACACAUCCUCAAGUGGCCAAGGUUGAACAACACUGUCCUAAGUGAUUUAAGUUCUUCUGGUGGUUGAUGGCUAAGGGAUUCCCCUCAGUUUUUGCUAUAUAUUUAUUUGAAUAAAAUAAUUAUUUCCUGUUACAUCAUGGUAACAGCAUUUUACAGUUUGUUUGUGUGUGUGCCGUUUAAGAUUUUGCUUUCAAGUUGAAGUUUUAGCAUAAAAGAACAAUGAAAAUAUGUGGUGGUUUUUGUCAUUGGCAUUAAGAAAAGAAUUCUAGUGGUCUCAGAUAAGAAGAUUGAAGCCUGCUCUUAAGGAACUUUUAUUAUCAUAUGGGGGAGAGAUUUUUUACUAUAAAGCUCAGGGUUGUUUGCAUCCUCAUUGAAAUCUGUACCACUUUAAACUCUAACUCAGGGGUGAACCGUACUGGUUCAGGAACUCUGGGAGUUGAAGUCCACAUAAUGUUGCCAUAAUUGUCCAUCCUUUUCUAACUUGUAUUAUUUAUGGCCUAAUUCAGAAUCUGACAAAUUUCCCUUCUUUGAACUUGAGGUAUAUUUAUAAUAAUCCAUUGGGCUGAAAUCAUUUUUGUAGCCUAUGAAAAUCACUUGAUGUUUGAUUAUUGAUGAUUAAAUAUUGAUUAAAGUUUAAUCCAAAGUAAACCAGUAUUAAUAUUUUAUUAAGAUGUUAUAUUAAGCAGGUUCUUUUGGCAAUUGUUCAUUCUGAACCUGGAAAAGGAUACAGAUGAACAAGGCCAGCAUUGUCAGGACUUUGUAUGCCUUUUCCACUGUUAAUUUAUUUUUCUGUUAAUUAUUUAUAGAGUAUUCCAAAUCAUUACAUUCACUUUCUAGUAGAGUAUAGGACUUUCUUAGGAAAGGCAUUGAAAAGCUGGUGGAUUGCACCUUCUUUUGUGAAAUAUUUUGCAGCUCAGUGCUUGCCUUUAUGAACUUUAUCCAUGAUUUGCAGACAUUUGGCCUGUUUGAUUAGUUCUAUUAUGAUCUGAAAAUCUCACAAAAUGGUUAUCAUCAUAUAGCAAGACCGCUUUAACAAAACAAUUGCUGGGGGUCACAUAACUUCUAUACCCAGAUAAUAAUGGUUCAGCGUGGUAGACUUGUUCACAACCUUGCUGCAAGUAUACCAGUGUUUCACAAUAACAAAAAAGUGGAUUGAACCGCCUUUUUCAGAUUUUUCUUGAUUUUUUAAGAUUAUGUUGUAAUGGUAAUAUUAUUUUUUUUGUUAGGUAUAAAUGGGAUUUCUUCUUUGUAUGGGGAUUUCUUUUAUUUAUUGUAAACUGCCUAGCUUAUCUGAAGCAGGCUAUAUGCAGAUUUUUAUAUAAAUAAACAUUGGGCUAUAAAUUACCCCACACAAUUUCAUCUAAUGUAACACAUGGUCCAAACUCAAUCCUUAAGUAUUCUCUGUAUACUUUUCCACAGGAAACCAUUUCAGGGGAACCCAAGUGUUGGAUUCUGUCCAUUGAGGAAAUUGUAAAUACUGUAUUAUGUUAUACAAUUCCAACCUCACUCAUUCAUACAUUCAUGAGGCUCGGCAUUAUCAGCCUUCUUCAGGUGGCCUUCCUGUCUAGAUGGCCAACCAUUAAUCCACUUUAUUUCUCUGAAAUCUGUAGCAUAUUAACACUGUAUUUUUCUUAUAUUUAGGUGCUUCAUAAUUCCUGUUUUUCAGUUAUACAAUUUCUGUUAUUUUAUCUGAAGUGACUGUUGAUAGCAGUGUAUUGUUCUUCUUAAAAGUUCAGGUCUCUCAGAUAAUUAUGCCAUGAAAAAUAGCCAAUUUUAUGCACCAGUUUUUUGGUAAUGUUUUUUUCUCUUUAUUAUUAUAUGUAUUUUUAACUACUGUAUGAUUCUCCUAAUCAUCAAGAAACAAUGAACUAAUCUUCAGAAAUAAUUGUUUUUAUUCAGGAGAAUAAAUAGGAAAUGAAGAAAACUUUUCUUUUGUAUUUCCAAUUUUGUACCCUAAAUCAAUUAAUACUGAUAUUUUAAUUUAUAUUAAUAAAAGUGAAGUAUGAGUAUAUAUGGUUGCAAAUUAAUAAAAUUAAUAAAAUAUUAGAAUAUUAUGUAUAUUUUCUUUAAAUACUGUAUUUGUUAUCUCAUUUUAUGUGAAAUCUGAAGGAACUCAGAUUUCUUACUUUUUUUGGACUUUGAUUAUUAUCCCUAACAUUGUACAUUUCAACCUUUUGUUUAGAAUGCCAGUUUUACUAUUAUAUGUUUAUUGCAAUUGUUUUGAGUAUUGUAAAAUGAGAAUACCUCAUUUUAUUUGUGCACAUAAUAUCUACGAUAUUUUAAGUCUUUCACAUUUAUUUAGUGCUUUGUUUUUAAUCCUGAAAAGUCUAGCUGUAACUGUGCUAUCUGGA